Aspergillus ruber CBS 135680 is the source of this 1467-nucleotide messenger RNA. Its product is annotated as Eisosome component PIL1/LSP1 family protein. The record is from RefSeq and is a predicted model, not a curated record. Gene Ontology annotation, biological process: negative regulation of protein kinase activity; endocytosis; eisosome assembly. Gene Ontology annotation, molecular function: lipid binding. Lineage: Eukaryota; Fungi; Ascomycota; Eurotiomycetes; Eurotiales; Aspergillaceae. The transcript has 4 exons. Gene Ontology annotation, cellular component: plasma membrane; eisosome filament. The coding region runs from base 375 to 1430 and encodes 351 amino acids.
UACCCAACCCAAUCCGGUAAUAUAGCCGACGACGUCACGGGGCUCUUGCCAUUGCCGCCCAACUCGCAUCCACCAGUCACCCAUCUUAACUGAUCACCGUCUUCCUCCGCUUGCGGCUCGGCUCUUCCGUCGCAUCCCGUUCAUCCUCUGGUUCCCUAUUGACUCCUGCACGUCAUCUCUGCGCAAAGGACCAGUCCUUCUGAGACCUCCCCUCGAUCAAUUAUUUCCCUUGGUCUCUCUCUCCCCUCCCAUUCCUCCCUACUUAUCCGCCCUCCACCCCUGAUUUCGCGUCCGGUUCCUAUCCCGACCGUCCGAUUCCUCGUGUACCUACCGAAGUCGAAGUCGAAUCGAAAAGGAAAGAGAAGAGGAUCACAAUGCAUCGCACCUAUUCUAUGCGCCAAUCGCGCGCCCCCACGGCCUCGCAGGUCGAGAAUCCUCCCCCGCCGUUGUCCACUACGAAGACCAACAGAUGGCUCGGGAAAGGUGGUUUGGGCCAUGCCUUCCGUAAGAACACCGCCGGUGCUUUCGGUCCCGACCUGGCCCGGAAACUCUCGCAAUUGGUCAAGAUGGAGAAGAACGUCAUGCGCAGUAUGGAGUUGGUCGCAAGAGAGCGGAUGGAGACUGCCCAACAACUUUCCAUCUGGGGCGAGGCCUGCGAUGAAGAUGUCUCGGAUGUUACCGAUAAGCUGGGUGUUUUGCUCUACGAAAUUGGUGAGCUAGAGGACUUGUUUGUCGACCGUUACGACCAGUACCGUGUCACCAUCAAGAGCGUUCGUAACAUCGAAGCCUCUGUCCAGCCUAGCCGCGACCGCAAGCAGAAAAUCACCGACGAGAUCGCCAAGCUCAAGUACAAGGAUCCCAAUUCGCCUCGCAUUGUCGUUCUUGAGCAGGAAUUGGUCCGUGCUGAGGCCGAGUCCCUCGUCGCCGAGGCUCAGCUGUCCAACAUCACCCGUGAGAAGCUCAAGGCCGCCUUCCAGUACCAGUUCGAUGCUCUCCGUGAGCACUGCGAGAAGGUCGCUGUCAUUGCCGGCUACGGCAAGCACCUUCUGGACCUCGUUGACGACACUCCGGUCACUCCCGGUGAGACCCGUCAAGCCUAUGACGGAUAUGAUGCCAGCAAGGCCAUCAUCCAGGACUGCGAAGAUGCCCUGACCAAUUGGGUCUCCUCCAAGGCUGUUGUCAAGUCAAACCUGUCCACCCGUUCCCGCACUCUCUCCCAGCGCCACCGCGACAACACCUCCCGGACUCGUGAGGGAGUCGACCUCUCCUCUCAAGACCAGCCCUUGAAGGACCGCGACUCGUGGGUUCCUGCUGACCAACACCCCGGUUACCAGCCCGAAGAUGAUGGUGAAGAAGUCGCCAGCACCGUGGAUGGCGAGACACCCCGGGGACGAGAAGAGGAGAGAGCACCAGUGGUCUCUGUCGUCUAGACAUGCCCUUGAAAAAAAAAAAAAAAAAAAAAAAAAA